Messenger RNA from Pezoporus occidentalis (night parrot), 1545 nucleotides. RefSeq names its product BAG cochaperone 2 (gene BAG2). Bases 138 to 809 code for a protein of 223 amino acids. Gene Ontology annotation, molecular function: protein-folding chaperone binding; adenyl-nucleotide exchange factor activity. The transcript has 3 exons. Gene Ontology annotation, biological process: protein stabilization. NCBI's taxonomy places the organism in Eukaryota, Metazoa, Chordata, Aves, Psittaciformes, Psittacidae. The record is from RefSeq and is a predicted model, not a curated record.
GGGUGGCCGCGGGGGCAGGCGGCGGGGCGGGCUCCUUCUUUGGCCAUGAGCGAGGUGCCGGCAUUCGGCCGCCGCCUGCGGGACGCGGGGAGGGAGCGGCCGCAGCGCGGAUCCGCCGGCGGCAGCAGGCGGGUGCUAUGGCCCAGGCCAAGAUCAGCGCCAAGGCCAACGAGGGGGCGCAGCAGCAGCAGCAGCAGCAGCAGUCCGGCGGGCAGCUCCGAGGCCGCUUCUACCGCUCCACAUCCAUGGCGGACCGAUCCAGCCGCCUGCUGGAGAACCUGGACCAGCUGGAGCUCAGGGUAGAGGCUUUCCGUGACGCAGCAUCUGCUAUGGAACAAGAGAAAGAAACCCUGCUAGAAAUGAUCCACAACAUACAGAACAGCCAGGACAUGAGGCACAUCAGCGAAGGUGAGAGGGAAGAGCUUAAUUUGACAGCUAAUCGCCUGAUGGGCCGAACCCUCACAGUGGAGGUUUCUGUGGAAACCAUCCGGAACGCCCAGCAGCAGGAAUCCCUCCUGCAUGCCACCAAGAUGAUCGAUGAAAUCGUCAAUAAACUUCUAGAUGAUCUGGAAGAUGCCAAAAUCCGCUUAAUGUCGCUUUACGGUGCAUGCACAUCUGAUGUGCCAGCGGGACCCAUUGAUCAGAAGUUUCAGUCUGUGGUGAUUGGGUGUGCCAUUGAGGAUCAGAAGAAGAUCAAAAGGCGGCUAGAGACUCUGCUUAGAAACUUGGAAAACUCGGAAAAGUCCAUCACAUUGUUGGAGCAUCAGAAAUCAUCUGUUCGACAGUCUUGCAACAGCAAACAGGAUUAAACCGUCCUCUGGGCUAGUUCUGGCAAACCGCAGGAUAAGCAAAUCUCCAUAAAAAGCACAAAGCAGCUAAGGAAAAACAGAUCUCUGUGCAAGCAUGCACGUAUGUACGCAUGCACAGCACCAAAGUAUCUUUGAUUGCAAGUUGCGAGCAUUUAAUGGGUUUUGGUAGCAUCAGCAUUUUCUUUUGGCAAUAAAGAAUGCUCCUCUAGAGUCGAUCCUGCUCUGCUGCAAGUUGUAAUAGUGCUUCUGCUGAACUGUCAGGAACUGCCAAAAUCUGUCCUCCAUUCUCCUGGGUUGGUUUUUUUUAAGCUAAAGUUGGUUUGUCCUAUCAUGAGAUUUCAGCUUUUCUCUGCUGUAUACAUAGUGUGCGAACCAGACUUUUGGGGACAAAUUGUGGCAAUAAAUCCAAAACCAUUAAUAAACUCUUGAUGGUAUUUUCAUAAACCACACUGUCCUGCUCAUUACCACAUACAGUUUGAGUGAUUGUACACUGUUCAUAAGUAGAUCAGAGUACUUCCAAGAGACAGACUCAUACCUCCCAUUUGUAACUGAGGAAGUGAAAAGCAAUGCAUCCACUCAAAUGUCACAACCAAGGCUAGAAAUGAGCGCCAGCUCUUGCAAUCCACCCUUACACAUCCUGCCCAGAGAGGCUGGUGGCCUCCCACCACCUGUAGUUCAAGGUUGCUUUGUAAUUUUAACAUAAAGGGAAUUGUGUUUUAUCAGCUACUAUUCUGCA